AUGAGCAAGGUGUGCGUCACCGGAGCUGCAGGGUACAUCGCGUCAUGGCUCGUCAAGAAGCUCCUCGAGAGAGGCUGCACCGUCCACGGGACCCUGCGGAACCUCGGGGAUGAGAAGAAGGCGGGGCUGCUGAGGGGGCUCCCCGGCGCGGCGGAGCGGCUGGUGCUGUUCGAGGCGGACAUCUACGACGCCGCGUCCUUCGAGCCGGCCAUCCAGGGCUGCGAGUUCGUCUUCCUGGUCGCCACCCCGCUGCAGCACAACUCCGGCAGCUCCAAGUACAAGGACACCACCGAAGCAAUCGAGGACGCGACGCGUGCCAUCCUACAACAGUGCGAGCGGUCCAAGUCAGUGAGACGUGUCAUCAGUACAGGGUCUGUUAUCACGGCGUCGCCACUCAGCGAGGACGGGAAAGGGUACAAAGAGUUUGCGAAUGAGUCCUGCUGGACCCCGCUCGGCCUGCCCAUUGAUCACAGCAACGAAUUCAUGGACGAUUACCUUUCCUCUAAGUGCAUCGCUGAGAAGGAGCUAGUCAAGUACAACGAGCGCCCCUCGGAGAGCAGAGCGUUCGACGUCGUCGUCCUGUUACUGGGCCUCGUAGGAGGAGACACCCUCCUGCCGUACAUCAACGAGAGCCAACACUUCAUGCUGUCGCCUUUCACCGGCAUCGAGCCUUACCACAACGCCCUCAGGUACACGCAGGCCCUCCUGGGCGCCGUGCCGGUGGUGCAUGUCGACGACGUCUGCGAGGCGCACGUCUUCUGCAUGGAGCGCCAGGGUGACGUCGCCGCCGGCCGUUACCUCUGCGCCACCGCGCACCCCAACAUGCAGGAUCUGGUGGAGCACUACGCGAGCAAGCACCCAGAGCUCAAACUAGCGCGGAAAGAGGUGGUGGGAGAGGGAGUCAGAGUGCAGGCCAACACGAACAAGCUUGUGGAGCUGGGGUUCAAGUUUAAGUACCGGGCAGAGGAGGUGCUUGAUGGCAGCGUGGAUUGCGGGAAAAAGUUAGGAGUGCUGCCAGUGGCGGAUCAAGGAUCCUAA
This is a messenger RNA of Triticum turgidum subsp. durum (durum wheat), 1038 nucleotides long. Lineage: Eukaryota; Viridiplantae; Streptophyta; Magnoliopsida; Poales; Poaceae. The record is from the annotation of a GenBank genome assembly.